AUGGCAGGGGUCUCCGAGAAGGUGCCCAUCGCCCGAGCAGGGCCCGACGAUGUGGAGCUGUGCCUGCCCCCCGCGUACGCGGCGGCCGCGCCCCCCGGGCCGGGCCGGCUGCUGAAGGCCGGAGCCGCGGUGCUGAUCGCCGGGGCCCUCCUGCUGCUGGCCGGGGCCAUCGGCGCCUUCUACUUCUGGAAAGCCACGGAGCGGCAGGUGUACAACGUUCACUACACUAUGAGCAUUAAUGGAAAAGUACAAGAUGGAUCAAUGGAAAUAGAUGCUGGAAACAACUUAGAGACAUUCAAAACAGGAAGUGGGAGUGAAGAGGCUGUUGAAGUCCAUGAUUUUCAGAUCGGCAUAACUGGGAUCCGUUUUGCUGAAGGAGAAAAGUGUUACAUCAAAGCUCAGCCGAAAGCUCACAUCCCUGAAGUUGAUGCUAUGGCUAAAGCAAGCCUCUCAUCUGAGCUGGAAGAUGAAAUCAUGCCUGUGAGAUUUGACAAAAACUCCCUUAUCUGGGUGGCUGCAGAUGAGCCUAUCAAGCAUAACAGCUUCCUAAGCCCCAAAAUUUUAGAGCUUUGCAGGGAUCUUCCAAUUUUCUGGCUGCGACCAACAUACCCCAAAGAUAACCAGAGGAGAGAAAUGAAGAGAAACAAGCGCCAAUCAGAACCAUACUUUGAUGAGGAAGACUUAGAAGGUGCUUCUGACGAAGUAAACCCCAGGUCACGUGCCGUGCAGCUGACUCAAGAGCUUGGCCACCAGGCUAAUGAAACCAGGCCAAUGGCACAGGAAACUGAUCAAACAUUUAAUCCAGACAACCCAUACAAUCAGCUGGAAGGUGAAGGGAUGGCUUUUGACCCCAUGCUGGAUCACCUGGGCGUGUGCUGCAUUGAGUGCCGGCGAAGUUACACCCAGUGCCAGCGGAUCUGCGAGCCCCUCAUGGGCUACCACCCGUGGCCUUACAACUACCAGGGCUGCCGCACCGCCUGCCGCAUCAUCAUGCCCUGCAGCUGGUGGGUUGCUCGUAUCAUGGGCGUUGUGUGA
Molecule: messenger RNA, 1035 nt
Organism: Cinclus cinclus
Lineage: Eukaryota; Metazoa; Chordata; Aves; Passeriformes; Cinclidae
Gene: CNMD
Product: chondromodulin
Exons: 7
Coding region: 1-1035 (344 amino acids)
Biological process (GO): negative regulation of endothelial cell proliferation; negative regulation of angiogenesis
Source: RefSeq, a predicted model, not a curated record